AUGCUGUUCCAUUUGCCCGCUUUGAUAUUUAUAUUGCACUGCCUGCUCCCUGCCUGGGUUUGUGGCCAACAACAAGGCGAUCGAGCUGUGAACGACUUCGAUGGCUCCAAUCGGAAUGUUGAUUUGGAUCAAUUGGAUAGCAAUGUGGAUCCCAGCAUGUCCUUGGAAGCAGCUAAAUCGAAUCAGCUGGUAAAGAAUGCGCCAAUUUAUGCGGACUAUGAUUAUUAUUGGAAUGCCAGACGUAUGCCCUGGCAGGAUAGCUACGGAGCCUUUAAUGAACUCAGUUCCCAGUCCGCGUCCACAUCAAAUCUGGAAUCAUCGAAUAAACUAUUGGACGCACUACCCUACAAAUCAUUUGCUUGGUAUGGCAGGUUUUUUGGCAAACCCAUUUCGACAAAUAGUGGUUUAAUGUACCCAUCGAGAUCAUAUGAUCCCUAUAUCCGGCGAUAUGACAGGUACGACGAGCAGUAUCACCGCGCCUAUCCCCAAUACUUUGAGGAUAUGUAUGUGAAUCGUCAACGCUUCGAUCCACACGAUAGUUACAGUCCCAGGGUACCGCAAUUUCCCGAGCCCUAUAACAUGUAUCCUGACCGAUAUCUAGACACACCGCAUCCCAGGGAGUAUGGUAAAUAUCGUCGGGGCUACCUCGAUGCAGUUGCCGAGCCGUACGGCACAAAAUAUCGCGGCUCCAACUCCAAGCUGCCACCAUCCGAUGCACCACCGAGAAAUCAACGAGUGAUCUAUUAUGCUCAUCUGCCGGAAAUAGUGCGUACCUCGUACGAUGACCGAAAGGCAACCGGUGGCGUCAUGUCACCCUUAACAUAUAAAUUAAACAAGAAAUUAAUGAAUUUAUCCAGGCCAUUGGACACAAAUUCUACAAAUUAUAAGCUCUAG
Messenger RNA from Scaptodrosophila lebanonensis, 894 nucleotides. RefSeq lists its product as uncharacterized. The record is from RefSeq and is a predicted model, not a curated record. The transcript has 3 exons. Bases 1 to 894 code for a protein of 297 amino acids. Lineage: Eukaryota; Metazoa; Arthropoda; Insecta; Diptera; Drosophilidae.